Molecule: messenger RNA, 1776 nt
Organism: Malassezia pachydermatis
Lineage: Eukaryota; Fungi; Basidiomycota; Malasseziomycetes; Malasseziales; Malasseziaceae
Product: pantothenate kinase
Exons: 1
Coding region: 1-1776 (591 amino acids)
Biological process (GO): coenzyme A biosynthetic process
Cellular component (GO): nucleus; cytosol
Molecular function (GO): pantothenate kinase activity; ATP binding
Source: RefSeq, a predicted model, not a curated record
AUGUUGAGGCCUCCGGCCGCCUUGCCAGUUGAUGUGUGCCGUCGUACGUACGGUGCACAGAUCAUGGUAGACGAGCCUGAGACGCCAACUCGCACGCGUGAUGGCCACGACAUUUACCUGCCCAAUCACGUCGAAGGCGUAUCGCAUAUCGCGGUGGAUGUCGGCGGCUCACUCGCCAAGGUCGUCUACUUUACACGCACGCCUGCUAUGAACGGGCGCUCCUCUACGUCUUCCUCCGCGCGUGGAAAACCUACGCUGAAUCCUGUGGGCCUCACGUCGAAGAACGCCAACAUGUCGUUUGACCCUAGGAACCUGCGUCGUCGGUCCUUACCGCCGCAGUUCCCAGGCGGGCGUUUAAACUUUACCAAGUUUGAAACGGGGCACAUGGAUCAAUGCGUUGUGUUCCUUCGUGAGCUUAUCGAGCGCAGUGCUGCUGCGAACCACGUGUCUGUGGAAGACAUGCAGAAGAGUGUCAAGAUUAUGGCGACUGGCGGCGGAGCUCAUCUGUUUUACGAGCGCUUCAGUAAGGAGCUGGGUGUCGAGGUAGAGCGUGCUGAUGAAAUGGAGUGCCUGAUUUCUGGCCUCAACUUCAUGACGUUGAUUCCGGACGAAGUGUUCUGGUUCUCUGACGAAUUGAUCGACGAUAUGACCAAUGGUCCCCUCCCAGAAAAGCGUGGCGAUUCCAGUGUACUGUCUGCUGAAAACACGUCACUUCCACGCCCCAGUCCUUGCCCACCCCUGUACGCUCCCUUAUUUGAAAGCGAUCCGUCGCCCAAACUGCCCUGUCUUUUGGUCAAUAUCGGCUCUGGUGUAAGUAUUUUGAAAGUCGAUGAGCACGGGCAAUUUGAACGUGUUAGUGGGACAAGUUUGGGUGGUGGUACCUUGUGGGGUCUGUUGGGAUUGUUGACCGAUGCGCAAAACUUUGAUGAGAUGCUCGAACUAUGCGAGCGCGGCGAUAACAGCAAUGUUGAUAUGCUUGUGGGUGAUAUUUAUGGGCCUGUGGGUUUGGACCAUUUGGGCCUGAAGGCGUCCACUAUUGCCUCCAGUUUCGGCAAAGUCUUCCGUUGGGACCGGCGAAGUGAGACGCCGCCUGACGAGAACCGCCCUCAAUCUGCGUCGGAGCGUCGUCGGGGUCGGUUCCGCCAAGAAGAUAUAUGCCGCAGCCUGCUGUAUGCUAUCAGCAACAACAUUGGCCAAAUCGCACACAUGAACGCGGAAAAGUACAAGUUGGAUCGCAUUUACUUUAGUGGUUGCUUUAUUCGUGGACAUCGAGCGACAAUUGCUACGUUGUCGUAUGCCAUUCGAUUCUGGAGCAAUGGCCGUCGACGUGCGUACUUUUUGCGGCAUGAAGGAUACCUGGGCGCUAUUGGUGCAUGGGUUCGCCAUGUAGCAGCUGGCGGUUCGUCGGACGAGGACGUGGAUGCCAAGCAAACACACAGUGCGCCUGCAGAGCCGUCUAUGAACCCUAUCUUGGCCGAAGCGCUGGGUGGCUUGCCGCUUGAUGCGCUGCCCUCCGUCGCAUCCAAGUCAGCGUCUACAGAGUCGGAUGACUCGCCGAGUGAAGCGUUGACGCCGCACACUGAGACCAUGACGUCUCAUGUGGCUGAUUUGUUAGAAGAAUUGGCCGAUCUGGACCACGAUGAACUGCCGCAUGAUCCCAACUCGAUUGCCAAGCUAAUGCAACAGCUGGAUCAAGCUCACCAAGUGGCUGAGACCAUUGAGGCGCGAGUGGAUAGCUUGUUAUCCAAGCUGAACGACCUGAUGCCUACGUCGUAG